AUGGCCUGCGCCAAAUCAGUCCUACUCUCUCUAAAUAUUUUUGUAAUGGUUAUAGGCGGCGCCAUCUUGGUUCUGGGAAUUCUGGCACUCCACAAACCUGACGUGAUAUUUUCAAUAUUCCAGUACAUGAGUGUUAAAGAGAGCUACAUGGAUCCGGUAGUGCAGGCCAUGAAUCGAGGUGCAUGGGUGCUGGUAAUCCUUGGCUCCUUCAUAUGUGUACUGACAUUUCUCGGCUUUUGUGGUACUUGCAUCAAUAAUCGAAUACCGCUUAUAAUCUACAACGCUGCCCUGACGAUCCUCAUCAUUGCCGAGAUUGCAUUCCUACUUUUUGCAGUUCUUUUCCCGAAAACUGUUAUAAUAGUAAUAGUUAUUGUAGUUGUAUUGUAA
Molecule: messenger RNA, 387 nt
Organism: Helobdella robusta
Lineage: Eukaryota; Metazoa; Annelida; Clitellata; Rhynchobdellida; Glossiphoniidae
Exons: 5
Coding region: 1-387 (128 amino acids)
Cellular component (GO): membrane
Source: RefSeq, a predicted model, not a curated record